GUCCCCUACUCUCUAUACACACCCACGCACUCUCUCACUAGACCCGAACCUCACUCCACCACCACCACUUUCUCUCUCUAACUUUCCCCCCCUCUCUCUCCAUUUUUUUUCUCUUUCGCUGCAAAUUUCAGAGGGAGGAGGAGACAGCCGCGUCAGAUUACAUAUCAAACAUCAUCGGGUCGUCGUCGAGAUUCGCGCCGUGGGAAAAAAAAUCAUUAAGAAACGACGAGAGGGGAAGAUCUUCAGCGUAUCAGGAAGUGAUUUAAAGCAAAGGCGGCGACAAUUUAUUAUUCCCUCUGUGCUUGCAGACUGUUAGAGAGAGAAAGCAGAGAGAGGGAGAAGAGGGAGGAGAGGGAGGAGAGAGAGGGUGGGGUUUGGUUUAUUCAUUAAAAUCCUCUGAAAAAUCGAUUCUUUCUGCAUUUUUGGAUUUUUCGGGUUGUGGGUUAGAGAGAAAAACAAGAGAGACAGCGCAUGGUUUAUUCAUAAAAUCCUCUGAAAAUUCAAUACUUUGUCCAUUUUUUUUAAUUUUUUGGGUUGUGGGUUUUUGCGAUUGGGCGGAAAUAGUUGUGGGUUUUGUGUAAGAAGCGUCAUCAGUGUCAUCACAAAGGGUUGGGAAACGAAUGGGGAGGGCGUAAAGGUCGAGGCUUUUGCGAUAAGGGCAGGGACAGUGCUUGUCUCGUUCCAAAACGUUUAUGGUCUGCUGGUUGCGUGUCUUGGAGAGAGGGACAGGAGGGAGAGGGAAGAAGGAGAGGGGUUUUGUCUCUCUGUUCGGCUGAGAGUUCCUCAGGACCCGCCAUUUGAGAGAGAGGGAGGAGAGAGAAAGUUGGCAUUGACGCAGCUUGAGCAGAAACGGAACGGAGUCUAUAAUCUCUGUGGAGGAGUUGGACUUCGUUUGUAGGUGUUUGGUGCUGUAAUUUCUGGUGGCUAAGAAGGGUAUUUUGGCACCAAAAUGAAGUUUAUGAAGCUGGGGUCCAAGCCUGAUGCAUUUCAGGCUGAUGGCAAGUCUAUCAGAUAUGUGUCAUCUGACUUGCAAACAGAUGUCAUUAUUAAUGUUGGGGAUGUGAAGUUUUACCUUCACAAGUUCCCUCUCUUGUCCAAGAGCAAUCGCCUGCAAAAACUAGUAUCUAAACCCAACGAUGAUUCUGAAGAAGUUGACAUGGUUGAUUUUCCCGGUGGGCCAAAAUCCUUUGAAAUUUGUGCAAAGUUUUGCUAUGGAAUGACUGUUACUCUGAACGCUUACAAUGUUGUGGCUGCUCGUUGUGCUGCUGAGUAUCUGGAGAUGACCGAGGAUGUUGAUCGCAGUAACCUAAUAUACAAAAUUGAGGUGUUCCUUAACUCAAGCAUCUUCCGCAGCUGGAAGGAUUCCAUUAUUGUUCUACAAACCACCAAAUCUCUUCUGUCAUGGUCUGAUGAUCUGAAGAUUGUCGGAAGAUGCAUAGAUUCAAUUGCAUCUAAAACGUCUGUAGACCCUACUAACAUCACCUGGUCCUAUACGUAUAACCGAAAACUAGCAGAGCCUGAUAAAAUUAUUGAAGAAGGGAUGAAUUAUCGAGACAAAAUUGAAAAAGUUCCAAGGGAUUGGUGGGUUGAAGACAUAUGUGAGUUGGAUAUUGAUCUCUACAAGCGAGUUAUGAUUGCUGUGAAAUCGAAGGGAAGAAUGGACGGCACUGUUAUUGGGGAGGCUCUGAAGACUUAUGCCGUUAGAUGGUUGCCAGAUUCUGUUGAUGCACUGGUUUCAGAUGAACACGCCUUGAGGAACAAAUCUCUGGUAGAAACAAUUAUUUGCUUACUGCCGUCUGACAAAGGCAUGGGUUGUUCAUCAAGUUUCUUGCUGAAACUUUUGAAAGUUUCUAUUUUGGUUGGAGCAGACGAGUCGUUGAGGGAGGAGCUGGUGAAGAGAAUCAGUUUGAAGUUGCAUGAAGUUUGUGUCGAUGACUUAUUGAUCCCCGCUCGAUCUCCUCAAAUUACUAUAUAUGAUGUUGAGUUGGUUCAGUCUGUUGUGAAUCAGUAUGUGAUGCAUGAAAAGUAUAAGUGGGAUUUGGAUGUUGUCGAGAAGAAUGAAAAGGGGACUGAGACUUUUACGUUAUUGAGUGUUGGUAGACUGGUUGAUGGGUACAUUGCGGAAAUUGCACAUGACCCAAAUCUUAACCUCAGUAGUUUCGUAGAGUUGUCACAAUCAAUUCCCGAGUCAGCAAGGCCAAUUCACGAUGGGUUGUACAAAGCCAUUGACAUCUACCUGAAGGAGCACCCUAGUUUAACAAAGGCUGAAAGGAAAAGAAUAUGCGGAUUGAUGGAUGUCAAGAAACUUACAGUGGAGGCAUCCAUGGAUGCUGCACAGAACGAGCAGCUCCCACUCCGAGUUGUUGUUCAAGUUCUCUUUGAGCAGGUUAGGUCUGCAGCUAGCGUUCGAGCCCUUAACAACCAUCCCAGCGACACUUCACUUUCCACGACAAAUUUGGACGAAGAACACGACAAGACAGCAGAAGAAAACUGCAAGCCUCCGGGAAAACAGAUGAGCCAAAUGAAGGUAACAGAAGAGUUCCAGAAGAACGCGAAACUUGGCAAGAAGAGCAGCAAAAACAGCGCAAGUGGUUCGCAGUUGCUGCCAUCUAGGUCAAGGAGAAUCUUCGACAAAUUGUGGUCUGUGGGGAAGGGGCAUGUAGAGAACAAGAGCUCGGAGACAUCCGGGAGUUCUCAUAGUCCAACUUCGAAUGUUCCUGGCGAUUCAAAGUCGGUUUCAAGACACCGGAGGCAUUCCAUCUCCUAAAUCGGGGUUUCAGGGCUGACCGGAAUUGAACGAGUUUGGAGAAGUCCACUGCAAGUGUACAAAGGAGUAGAAUUUGUUGUAGCUGGUGAUCAUAUUAUCUCAAAAGGAGUUUACUGUAGUUAAAAUGUAGCUAAAAUGUAAUCCGUUUUAUCUGGGUGCCUUGUCUAACAUCUUUUGGUUCCACUUGAAAAAUGAUCUGCGUUUCUGGUUAAGUGCUACUUCUUGUAUGUCAUCGAUAUCUAAUCGCUUUCCUUUUCCGCACUUCA
Messenger RNA from Malus domestica (apple), 3033 nucleotides. RefSeq names its product phototropic-responsive NPH3 family protein NPY1-like. Lineage: Eukaryota; Viridiplantae; Streptophyta; Magnoliopsida; Rosales; Rosaceae. Gene Ontology annotation, molecular function: protein binding. The record is from RefSeq and is a predicted model, not a curated record.